AUGCAGUGGCUCCCGAUUGAGAGUAGUGAUGGGGAUGUUAUAGAUUGUGUACCUGUGGACAUCUCAAAUCAACCAGUUGAUCGCCCAUUGAUCAAAAACCAUGAUAUACAGAAAAUGUCACGAAAUUCCUUUAAUACUAAGAAAUCAAUAACGCAAUCUUGGCAAUUAGAUGGGAGUUGCCCAUAUGGAACCAUUGCCGUGAAAAGAACGACGCAAGAAGAAAUUGUUCGUGCUCACUCAAUCAACAACUUCGGGAUCAAUAGCGUUCAGAAAAGCAGUUUUCAAGCAACCUCAAAAUCAGAACUGAAUACUGUCACCACCAGCAAUGGUUUUCGGCAGUAUGCAACUGUCAAAGUAGAUGAAGGAGAAUACUACGGAGCAGUGGCUACUAUGAGCAUUUGGGCCCCAAAUGUUAGACCCGGUGAAUCCAGUGGAUCUCAGGUUUGGGUCGUUGGAGGUUCUGCCUCCGAUUUGAAUGUGAUAGUAGCUGGUUGGCAUGUUUUACCUGAACUGUAUGGCGACAAUAAAACAAGAUUUUACACCUACUGGACAACGGACAGUUUAGGGUCUACUGGAUGCUUCAACUUGCUAUGCACAGGAUUUGUGCAGACGAACAACAAAUUUGCAUUAGGAGCACCUUUUACCCAUCUCUCCAACCUUGAUGGUUUGCAAAGUGAAUUUGAUGUGAUUAUCUAUAAGGGUCACAAAGAUGGUUGGUUUCUGCAAUUGGACGACUUUAUACUUGGUUAUUGGCCAUUUUCGUUAUUUACUAGUCUGAAAAAUAAUCCAGCAUCACGAAUUGAAUGGGGAGGAAUUGUGGUCAACUCACAAAUCGAUGGAAAACAAAGCACAACGACUUAA
Messenger RNA from Oldenlandia corymbosa var. corymbosa, 861 nucleotides. The record is from the annotation of a GenBank genome assembly. Lineage: Eukaryota; Viridiplantae; Streptophyta; Magnoliopsida; Gentianales; Rubiaceae.